AUGACUUCAUCUCCUGCGUUGCGUUAUCUCACUCCAAAAGACACUGAUGUGAAGCUACCUCGACAAAUUCAUGUUAAGAACAAAACACCAGCUCCGAUCCAAAUCACCGCAGAACAGCUUCUUCGCGAAGCUAGGGUUCAUCAAGACUCUGUUAUCCGUCCUCCAAAUCAGAAAAUCAAUGAUCAAAUUGAACUCAAUGAGUAUCGUCUCCGAAAACGGAAACAUUUUGAGGAUUUAAUCCGGCGAAAUCGAUGGAAUGUAAGUGUUUGGGUUAAAUAUGCUGAGUGGGAAGAUUCGCAACAAGAUUUUGAACGCGCACGAUCUGUUUGA
This is a messenger RNA of Trifolium pratense (red clover), 330 nucleotides long. RefSeq names its product crooked neck-like protein 1. NCBI's taxonomy places the organism in Eukaryota, Viridiplantae, Streptophyta, Magnoliopsida, Fabales, Fabaceae. Gene Ontology annotation, cellular component: U2-type catalytic step 2 spliceosome; precatalytic spliceosome; Prp19 complex. Gene Ontology annotation, molecular function: protein binding. Bases 1 to 330 code for a protein of 109 amino acids. The transcript has a single exon. The record is from RefSeq and is a predicted model, not a curated record. Gene Ontology annotation, biological process: mRNA splicing, via spliceosome; spliceosomal complex assembly.